Harmonia axyridis is the source of this 6660-nucleotide messenger RNA. It is a transcript of the gene Pi4KIIIalpha, whose product is annotated as phosphatidylinositol 4-kinase alpha. NCBI's taxonomy places the organism in Eukaryota, Metazoa, Arthropoda, Insecta, Coleoptera, Coccinellidae. Gene Ontology annotation, biological process: phosphatidylinositol phosphate biosynthetic process; phosphatidylinositol-mediated signaling. Gene Ontology annotation, molecular function: 1-phosphatidylinositol 4-kinase activity. Gene Ontology annotation, cellular component: cytoplasm; plasma membrane. Bases 115 to 6339 code for a protein of 2074 amino acids. The transcript has 29 exons. The record is from RefSeq and is a predicted model, not a curated record.
AAGUUUAUGAUUGAAACAGACAUCAGCUGAGAAGUGAGGAGUUGUAUUUGACAAUUCUUCAAGUUUGUAAAUAUGAGUUGUACAGUACCAAGAAAUCAAAAUAACUAAUGAAAAAUGGUGAAAGACGAUAAAUUAUUUUUCCAUAGGACAGUGCAUGAAUUAGCACAAUCCCUUGCAGCAAUAAAAAAUGUUUCUUGGGAAAAAGUCCAACCCUUGUUUUCCUUAUGUCCAACAGAAAAUUCUAGUGGAGGAAUUACCAUCAGUACAAGAAAUCAAGAUGCUGUCAUAGCUUUAGGAAUAUUUCUUCUAGAAUCAGGUUUACAGCAUAAAAAUCGUAUACUACCAUAUCUAUUGAAUAUUGCAAAACUUAUUGAAAAGGCCAACUGGAGUGAUGAAAAUAAAAUAAACAUAACUGAUAGAAUCCCAGUUGCAGAAAAAUUCAGCUUUUGCCUACACACUCUACUCUGCGACAUAGCAGUCAAAAGCGAACAUGAUUUAGAAGAAAUAGUUGAUCUUCAAGUGAAAUGUUUAGUUUCAAUAACUCAGAGUAUUAAGAAAUAUCAAAAUGCUGAAAGUCUUAGCUCAUCAACUAAACUUUUCUUGUGCAAAACUACUCUACCUGUCCUCAUCGGCCUUGCUAGAGCAAUGGGUAGGUUUUGUACCUUAGAACCACCCUUAAUAUGUCAGUUAUUCCCUAAGAAUAUUGAAACUCCUGUUUCUGUCAAUUCAAAUAAUGAUGGUACCAAAAGAAGUUUUAGUAAUUUCCGUUCAAUAAUACCAAGAAGUUUGAGUUGUAAUCUCUCCAACUCACUUGAGGGAUAUGAUACUACAGAUAUUGCAUACAAUUCUCAUUCCUUGAAACGUGGUUCCCUCAUUACUCAAAACCUAGGAAAUUAUGAUAUUACUACUUAUUUUUUUGCUAAAUUCGGAUCCUCUUUCAAUCAAUUCCCAUAUCUCAGAAUCACAGACCCAGCAGAUAAAAAAGAAAAAUUUGUCUUUCCCUUGAACAAACUACAGACAAUUUUAGGUCUUAGUAAGCAAUUAUUGACAAAAGAUACCCUCAAAUUUCUUGAUGAACAAAGUUUAGAGGUGUAUUCCACAAAUAAAAUAAAAAUUUUUCCUUAUAAAACUUUUUCUGAAACAAUUAACUUGGUAAUGGUAACCUUGAUGAGGGAGCUGUUACAACCGCAAAAAGAAUUACCAGUAGGUUUCACAAAAGAUGUCCAAGAAUUUGUAAAAGGAUUAUAUUUGAAUGGACAGACAGAAUUACAAAGUAGAAAUCAUGAUGCCAGCGAGAGAGAAGAUCGAGAGAGUAAUUAUGCACUAGUAAAUAAAUUCAAAGUGAAUGUAAUGGCCAAUGCUGCAUGUGUGGAUCUUCUUGUUUGGGCUAUAGGUGAUGAAACUGGUGCUGAUAGUUUAUGUGGAAGAUUAACAGAAAAAAUCAAUUCGAAUCAUGGAUAUCGAUUAGUAUUAGCACAUAUGCCUCUACUUAUGGUCUGUUUAGAAGGCCUAGGAAAGUUGGCAGAAAAAUUUCCAAAUAUUGCUAGUACUUCAAUAUAUUGUCUAAGGGAUUUCUUGAUCACACCUUCACCUAUUUUAUCAAAACUCCAUCGUCAAGCUAAUGAAAAAAGCAGCAAAGAUAACAAUAUCAAAAUUACAGCCCAAAAUGGAACUUUGAAAGUUGAAACAUCAAAAAAUCCCAGUCAAACCCAAAUGGCUUUCGAAAAAUUGCGUGAUGCUGCUAUAGAAAAUUUAUGUUACUCUCUUAGUGCUGCCCAUUCUUUAGAUCCAGAUUGUGUAAGGGCUCUAGUAGCUAGUGUGUCUAACAGAUUAUUUACUGCAGAAAAAAGCGAUAGUGAAUCUACCCUGAUAUCGACAAAUAUAGUGAUAAUGCUAGGUCAUGUGGCAGUUUCAAUGAAAGGAACCCCAAAAACUACAGAUACCAUUCUCCAAUUCUUCCAACAGAGAUUUUGUAGGGUUCCUUCAGCCUUGGACACCCUCAUAGUUGAUCAACUUGGAUGUAUGAUAAUAGCACAAUCUGAACCUCAUGUUUAUGAAGUGGUGAUGAAAAUGUUCACAAUGAUUACUGUUGAAAGUAGCAGUGCUGCUUAUGGUCAUGCUGGAAGUGAAAAAACACAAUAUAGGCAUGUAUCUAGACCAGUGAUCAAUGCAUUGGCAAAUAUAGCAGCAAAUAUACAGGGUGAACAACAAAUGAAUGAAUUACUUGGUCGACUCCUAGAGCUCUUUGUACAGUUGGGACUCGAAGGAAAAAGAGCUAGUGAAAAAUCACCAGGUGCACUCAAAGCAUCAAGUUCUGCAGGAAAUCUAGGAGUAUUGAUACCAGUUAUAGCAGUUUUGCUGAGAAGAUUACCGCCAAUUAAAAAUCCCAAACCAAGAAUUCACAAAUUGUUCAGGGAUUUUUGGUUAUAUUGUGUUAUAAUGGGUUUUACUGCAUCAGAAUCAGGUUUAUGGCCUGCUGAGUGGUAUGAUGGCGUCAAAGAAAUAUCUGUCAAAUCUCCUGCCUUAAUAUCUCCCACAUCAAGUAGAUCCGAAAUGAGGGAACUGCAAUAUACUAGUGCUGUGAGGAACGACAGUGUAUCAAUUACGGAACUCCAAGAAUUGAGAAACCAAAUUUUGGAUUUGUUGAAACAUCCUACAGAUGUUACAGCUAUAGUUAAUAAACUUUCCUUUGCUCAAUGCACAUUUUUAUUGAGUGUUUAUUGGGUUGAAACCUUAAGAAUUCAAUAUUCAGAGGAACCUUCAUUGGUUACAAUUAUCACUGAUUACCUCAGUGAUUCUGCUCUGCAAAAGGACAAAGCCGGUAUGUGGAGCUGCGUUUCUUCUGUGAGUGAAAGAGUUUUUGAAAAGUUCCUAGAAGUGAUGAAGAAUAAACCGAAGAACGCUGCAAGGGAAUUGGAACUUGAGAAGCAUGCCCAAUUUUUACUUGUCGCUUUCAACCAUCCUCAUAAACAAAUCAGGAGGGUCUCCGAUAGAUUUUUGUCAAGCCUUGUAGAUAAGUUUCCACAUCUAUUAUGGAGUAGGAGAGUACUAUGGACAAUGUUAGAUAUCCUCCAGGUAUUAUCUAAUUCUUUAAGAUUAGAUCCAAAUCUGUCCACUCCUGACUUGAGAAUUCCACAGACUCCUUGGUCUAUUCAACUAAUGGAUACUUUAGAAGCAAGAGAAGGCAUUGUUAAAGAUUUCGCUGCAAAUUCAGAGCGUAUAAUAAAAGAAGCUAUAAAAUGGGCUCCACAGUGGACUAGGAGCCAUAUCCAAGAAUAUAUAAAUCAAGUUGUACAGUCAGAUUUGUGGCCUCAUACUGGUUUGUCAAUGGCUUUGGAAUCUCUUUUGCAAUUUGGUCCUCUUAAUCUAUACAGUUUACCUUUGAGUAUAAGUACUUUAGAAAAGAGGCCUAAAUGUGUUAAAAGCGAUUCUUCGAAAUUGAUGUUGACCAGUUCUUUGAGAGCUAAGUAUACUGGAGAAAUUCAAGGUAUGAUGACUGUAUACUGCUCUCAUCCAAACGAUUUAGAUGAUACUAUAUUGAAAAAAGUAUGGAAGUCUUGCAAGGAAAAGCAAGAUCACCUACACAAUGAAGCUCUCUGGCAAGCUACUGCUCUCUUGAUAUCGAACAAAGAACUGAAUAGGAAUCUCUUACACUGUAUUGCUUGGUCACAAGUUGAAUUAUUUACUGAAGAUGCUAUGAAAACUGCAGUAGAAUGCUGGCAGUGGCUGAUAACUUCCAAACCAGAAUUGGAAAUAAGAUUUCUUCAAGAAAUGGUAGCUGCUUGGAACUUCACUGUUCAGAGAAAACUAGGAAUAUUUUCACCUGGAAUGAAUGGCACAAGUCCCUUAGCAGCAUUCGAAGGAUGUAAUCUAUCAACCAAUCCUCCAUUUAUCAGACCUCAUGCUAUAUGGGUUCAAUUUAUCUGUGAACUUGUUGAAACAGUUAAAUACAGCAGUUAUGAAAAGGUUGAAAUGUUAGCAGGACUUAUACAUCGAUCUUUAGGUAUGACAGUUGGAGCUAUGCCUCCUAAUCAAACUAGACAUGUAGCAGCAAUAGGUGUGAGAUUCAAGCUACUCACUUGUGGAUUGUCUCUUCUUCAAGGGGAUAUUUUGCCAAAAAGCUUGGCCAAAAAUGUUUUAAGAGAACGUAUCUACUGUAGCUGUCUUGAUUAUUUCUGCAAAACAGUCACAUGCCCAACUCAAAGUGCUUCAGAGUUGAGAGAAGACAUUACAACUUUGGUUAGGUUCUGGCAGACCCUACAUUCCGAUAAAAAGUACUUAAAAGCUAGUGAUGUAGGCGACUUGGACCUCGGAAUUACACCAUCUAAUAUGCCAAAUGCCACUCUAAGUGAAUUAGCGAAACCAGGAAAUAUAAGUACAACAGGAAGUAUAACUUCUGGUUGGAUUAAUACUGUUCCAUUGUCAACUAGUACAAAUACUUUGAGUAAAAGAUCUGCUAAGUCUACCAAUACUAAACGACCUCAAUUAGCGGAUGGAUUUAUCAAAUGUUACUUAAAAAAAAGAAAUCUUAUAUUGGAACUCUUGGCCGUGGAAAUCGAGUUUUUGAUUGCGUGGCACAAUCCAAAUAGUAGAACUGAGUGGUUAAUUCCUGGUGAAGAUAAUAUAGCUUCCUGGAGAGCUAAGACGAUAACAGAGAAACAGUGGCAUGAUUAUACAAGAUUAGCUUGGGAUAUAUCUCCGGUUUUAGCAGUUUAUCUUCCAACAAGGUUUAGAAUGAAUGAUGCUAUUAUAAGCGAAAUAGAGCAUCAGGUUCGAUUAGACCCUGUGUCUGUUUUUCACAUACCUGAAGCCUUACAGUAUUUAGCAACAACUGACAAUAUACUUAAUGAUAAUAUAAAACUGGUACAUAUGCUAACUUGGUCAAGAAUUUCCCCAAUUCAAGCUUUAGCGUAUUUUAGCAGACAGUUUCCUCAUCAUCCCAUAACUGCCCAGUAUGCAGUAAGAGUACUUAGUUCAUAUCAAGCAGACGCUAUACUGUUUUACAUUCCUCAGAUAGUUCAAGCUUUACGACAUGACUCUAUGGGUUACGUCACGGAAUUCAUCAAAUACAUUGCUAAUAGAUCUCAAAUAGUAGCCCACCAACUCAUAUGGAACAUGAAGACCAAUAUGUACUUGGAUGAAGCUAUGACAAAAAAAGAUCCUCUCUAUGAUGUGUUGGAAAUUCUAGUGAACAACAUCAUACAGAAUUUUUCUGGAGCAUCAAGGCUUUUUUAUGAAAGAGAAUUUGACUUCUUUGAAAAGAUAACAAGUAUUUCUGGUGAGAUAAAACCUUAUCCUAAAGGGCCAGAACGUAGAAGGGCCUGUCUGGAAUGCCUAAGCAAAAUAAAAGUUACUCCAGGAUGUUACCUUCCCAGUAACCCUGAAGCAAUGGUCUUAGAUAUUGACUAUAAGAGUGGUAUUCCGAUGCAAAGUGCUGCCAAAGCACCAUAUUUGGCAAGAUUCAAAAUAGCAAAGUGUGGAUUGAGCGAGAUGGAAAAGAUGGCUAUGGCGAUCUCUUUGAAUCAGUGGACUGAAGAACAAAGCAUGGGCCUGGAAACAUGGCAGUCUGCAAUUUUUAAGGUGGGAGAUGAUGUAAGACAAGAUAUGUUGGCUCUUCAAGUAAUUGGAAUUUUCAAAAAUAUAUUUCAAAGCGUAGGAUUAGAAUUGUAUCUGUUCCCUUACAGAGUUGUAGCAACAUCACCUGGGUGUGGUGUUAUUGAAUGUGUUCCAAAUGCUAAGUCCAGGGAUCAACUUGGUAGGCAGACUGAUAUUGGAAUGUAUGAAUACUUUUUGAAAACAUAUGGAGACGAGAGUACCAAAGAAUUUCAAAAUGCGAGAAGAAAUUUUAUAAUAUCAAUGGCUGCAUAUAGUGUUGUUGGAUUCUUAUUACAGAUCAAAGACAGACACAACGGAAAUAUUAUGUUGGAUAAAGAUGGGCAUUUAAUACAUAUUGAUUUUGGAUUUAUGUUUGAGUCGUCACCAGGUGGAAAUCUUGGUUUUGAGCCCGAUAUUAAGUUAACUGAUGAAAUGGUCAUGAUUAUGGGUGGAAAAAUGGAAGCUGCACCUUUCAAAUGGUUCUCUGAACUUUGUGUUGAGGCUUAUUUAGCCGUCAGGCCUUACCAAGAUGCAAUUAUUACUUUAGUAUCAUUGAUGUUGGAUACUGGACUUCAAUGCUUUCGUGGACAAACAAUCAAGCUUCUUCGAGGUAGAUUCAGUCCAGGUGCAACUGACAGAGAAGCAGCAGCAUAUAUGUUGCAAAUUAUUCGAAAUAGUUUCCUUAAUUUCAGGACUAGGACAUAUGAUAUGAUACAAUAUUAUCAAAAUCAAAUUCCCUACUAACCAUACCGUAUCAAUAAUGCAUUUAUCUUCCAGAUAUUUAGAAAAAUUUAUAUCUAAGUCAUUUUAAGAUAGUUCCAGUGUUUGAAAUUUGUAGUUAUAACUUUUUAAUUGUCUAGUCGUUGGAUUUUUAGGACUUUUUAAUUCUGUUAAUCUUUUGAAAUAUUAUCUACUCCAUUUUAUUAUAUAUUUUCAUCUAUAGGUAAUAAGUAAUUACUUAAUUUUUAUAGUCAACUUGGUAUUUUAUUGAUUAUAGUUAUAAAUAAUAUUGAAUGAAGAUUUAUUGAAAGUUAUUUCAGGGUGAAAUAAAAUAUAAUGAUUAAA